Diospyros lotus (date-plum) is the source of this 1912-nucleotide messenger RNA. RefSeq names its product monofunctional riboflavin biosynthesis protein RIBA 3, chloroplastic. The transcript is spliced from 7 exons. Lineage: Eukaryota; Viridiplantae; Streptophyta; Magnoliopsida; Ericales; Ebenaceae. Gene Ontology annotation, biological process: riboflavin biosynthetic process. Gene Ontology annotation, cellular component: cytosol. The coding region runs from base 192 to 1808 and encodes 538 amino acids. The record is from RefSeq and is a predicted model, not a curated record. Gene Ontology annotation, molecular function: 3,4-dihydroxy-2-butanone-4-phosphate synthase activity; GTP cyclohydrolase II activity.
AGAGCGCAGACAAGUCACAAAUCCCAUCUACAACAAGAGGUGGGCUUUUCUUCGCUUCUCCAAGCUGCUGCUGCUACUACACAUUUUCACGCUGCCUUCUUGUGAAUAAACACCAAUGCAAUCACCAGAACCACCCAUUUCUUCUUCAAACUCUUUAGAAUAUUAAUCUCAAACCAGCUGAACUUCAAUUAAUGGAUUGCAUCUUGUUUCAGCACCCACUCUUUCCACACAUCUUUAUCAGCUCAAGUUUUCAUAGAUCCUUUGCAGCUCCCCAGAGCGUGGGAGUCGGGGUUUUCCGGCACCGGUGGCUGAGCUCCGCUUGCUGGGCGGCCGGUGAACCUGGAACCGGAGCUGACAACCUGUUUGAUCACAGUUCUCUGAGGGGAAAUGAAAAUGGCUUCCUAUUUGGUGACUUGGAGGACUCGUCUUUGGUGCCAUUUGGGACGUUAGAUGCUGAGAUUACACCAGAAACGAUUGAUUUCUUCGUCAGUGAUGCCGAGGGGGAUCCCGAUUGCCCGUCUGAAGGCUUCUAUUCCAUUCAGCAGGCGCUUAAUGUGUUGCGCCAAGGCAAGUUUGUGAUUAUUGUAGAUGAUGAAAGUGGGGGUAUUGAAGGAAACCUUGUUAUGGCAGCAUCUCUAGCAAGUCCUGAAGCUAUGGCGUUUAUGGUUAAGCAUGGAACUGGGAUUGUUUCUGUGGGCAUGAAAGGAGAAGACCUUGAGAGAUUAAAGCUGCCCUUAAUGUCACCUGAGAAGGAAGAUGACUCGUCUGCUCCCUCUUUUACAAUCACGGUGGAUGCAAAAGCUGGCACUUCCACAGGGGUAUCAGCCUCGGACAGAGCAAAAACUGUCCGUGCACUUUCAUCUCCAGAUUCUAAACCAGAAGACUUCAGAAGGCCAGGACAUGUAUUUCCCCUCAAGUAUCGAAAUGGUGGGGUUCUAAGAAGAGCUGGUCAUACUGAGGCUUCUGUGGAUUUGGUCAUGCUGGCUGGCUUGCUGCCGGUUUCUGUCCUUUCAGCUGUUAUUGAUGCUGAUAAUGGUUCUAUGUCCUCUCUUCCAAACUUAAGAAAGCUGGCCUUGGAACACAGCAUUCCAAUUGUUUCAAUCACUGAUUUGAUUAGGUAUAGAAGAAAACGGGAAAAACUGGUCGAGAGAACUGCUGUUUCACGCUUGCCAACUAAAUGGGGUCUGUUUCAGGCCUAUUGCUAUCACUCAAAGCUAGAUGGAACAGAGCAUGUAGCAAUUGCAAAGGGAAACAUUGGAAAUGGGCAAGAUGUUCUAGUAAGGGUUCAUUCGGAGUGCUUGACUGGUGAUAUUUUUGGGUCAGCUCGGUGUGAUUGUGGCAAUCAGUUAGCGUUAGCAAUGCAGUUAAUUGAGCAAGCUGGAAGAGGAGUUCUUGUAUACCUUCGAGGUCAUGAAGGACGAGGGAUUGGCCUCGGCCACAAACUUCGGGCCUAUAAUUUGCAGGACCAAGGUCAUGACACGGUUGAAGCCAAUUUAGAACUUGGAUUUGCUGCUGAUGCACGUGAGUAUGGGAUUGGCGCCCAGAUACUAAGAGACCUAGGUGUACGAACCAUGCGCCUGAUGACCAACAACCCAGCCAAAUUCACAGGUCUGAAGGGCUAUGGCUUGGCUGUUGUUGGGCGUGUUCCCGUGAUGACUCCUAUUACUGAAGAAAACCGGAAGUAUUUGGAAACAAAACGUACCAAGAUGGGUCAUGUAUAUGGCUCUGACAUACAAGAACCAUUGGCUGGAUUCAUGAAUCCAAAUGUAAAUAGUGCAGACUCGCCAGGGGGACCUCAAAAGAGUUAAUAUCAAAUAAAACACUCCUUGAAUUCCAUGAGGGAGAUUAUGUGUUCAUAUAGAGUUAACUCAUUGGUAAUCUGUCCAUGCCCAGUUCUAUUUGUCUCCUUAAA